GUACUGUAACGGACAUCACGACGUGAGUUGGUGAUGCCGACGAGCCAGACCGUGCCGCGCCCGCCGCACUUGCGGAGCGGCAGCCAUGUGAACCUCAGCCCCCUCCCGAGCAACCACAACAGCAACAACCUCCGGGAAGCGUUUGUCGUCGAUUCAACCGCCGCGGCAUCUCCAAAACAGCGCAGUACGGGGCAGCCAUCACCCAAGACUAACCAUCGUGGCCAUACGAUGCCGCUGUCCAUCCAAGGAGGCGACCAUCCUUUUGGUCCACCGAGGGACAGUAUGACCAACAACCAUAUUCACCCAGAGACCAACGCAGACGACACGGAAGAAGACACGGACGCGUUCAAGCGCGCCAUGUGGGCCGGCCAGGCCAACAUUCUCGUGGCAGUGCGCCUGCGCCCCCAGCUUAAGCACGACCGCGACCGAGGGGAGAUUGUCAAAGUCCUCGGGAACAAGGUAGUCGUGGUGUUGGACCCUGGCAACCACAAGGACGUCGUGGGCAAACUGCGACAUCGGUCGCGGGAGAAGCGAUAUGCGUUCGACUAUGUGUUUUCUCCGUCGGAUGGCCAAGCGACAGUGUACAACAACACGACCAAGUUCCUCAUCCACGGCAUCCUCCAAGGCUUCAACGCCACAGUGUUUGCGUACGGAUGCACGGGCGCGGGCAAAACGUACACGAUGCUCGGGACACCAGACGAGCCGGGGAUCAUGGCGCUGACCUUGGAUGAUUUGUUUGGUCACAUUGAAGCCAGUCAGUGCAAAGUGCCCAAUCUGUACCGGGUGACAGUGUCGUUUUUGGAAGUGUACAACGAAAACAUCCGCGACUUGCUCCGGAGCGACCACGACCAAGACACGUACUUGGACCUGCGAGAAGACCCGGUCAAAGGACCUGUCGUGGCCGACUUGUCCGAGAUCGUCGCGUCCAACGCGGAAGAAGUGAUGCGGCUGCUCCGGCGAGGCAACAAGAACCGGUCGCAGGAGGCCACGGCCGCCAACGCCGUCUCAUCUCGAAGCCACGCCGUGCUCCAAGUGUCUGUCGAGCAAACCGAGGCCACACCCGACACGGUGACCGUGCUCAAGACGGGAAAGCUGUCGAUGAUCGACCUGGCGGGCAGCGAACGCGCCGCCGUGACCCAAAAUCGGGGGCUGCGGUUACUCGAAGGGGCCAACAUCAACCGGUCGCUGCUGGCACUGGGGAAUUGCAUCAAUGCGCUGGGGGAAAAGGCGAAUCGGGGGGCGUUUGUUCCGUACCGAGACAGCAAACUCACGCGGUUGCUCAAGGAUUCCCUCGGAGGCAACUGCCGCACCGUCAUGAUUGCCAACAUCAGCAUGUCUGUGCUCUCGUUCGAAGAGACGGUCAACACCCUCAAAUAUGCCAACCGGGCUAAGAACAUCAAGACCACCGUGACCAGAAACGUGCUAAACGUGAACCACCACAUCUCAGAAUACGUGUCUCUUAUCGCAAACUUGCGCCAAGAGAUCACCAACCUCAAGGCGCAGAUGACCCAGCAAGGCAUCCCGUCUCCGUCAAGCCAUGAUCUCAAGGGAAAAGGGUUCAAGAAAGACCUGGACGAGUCCAACAAUUCGGCGGGCGAAGGGGGCGGCACCGCGACGAUGCGCGAGGCGCGAGUGCAAAUCAUGAAGUACUUUCACGAACGGAUGCUGCUGAGGCGGCAACUGUUGGAGUUGGAAAACAAGAACGUGGCCAAGAGCAUUGAGAUUGGACAGCACCAGCUCGUCGUGGCCGAGCACGAGCGACAGCGCGAAGAAAAAGACGAGGACAAAGCCGCCGCCGUGGACGCCCGCGUCGAGUUUGAAGAGUUUGACGACGAGGCCGACAUGGUGGUGGCGAAAAUGGAGAUCGGACGGCUGCAAGACGACAUCAAGGACCUGUCUACAGAGAAGGGCGAGCUCACGCGGAAACUGCGCCUCACGGAGCGCGUGGCGGAGGAGUUCCGAAUGCGUCGGUAGGGCUGCGCUGGAACACACAAUCACAAACGACGAGAAGCGCGAGCUGUUGCUGAUGGAAUACCGCAUCGGCAAGCUCGAGCUGGAGAACAUGGAGCUCGAACAGACCCGAACGGUGCAAGAAACCAUUUCCCGCGGCAAAGACUUGACCGUGGAAAAGCUCAAACUGCAACUUCGGCUGCGGGACAAGAUCAUUCAAAAGCAACAAGCCAUCUUGGACAAGCACGACAUUGGCCACGAAGUGCGCUUUGGGAUCUUGGACACUUUGGAAGAUGCGACCCUCACAGACGGCUUCGACACGCUGCGCUUGUCCAUGGAACGCAUCAGCUCUCCCGUCGCACUGGCACGACCGGCGGAAGCCGACCGCGGAGGCGUGGUGCUCCCAGACAUCUUUAAACAGCCGUCGUUUGUCAUGGAGGAGGAUCCUGUCAAGUCACCUGUGGGUCGCAUGAGCUUGCUGCAAUGGCAGAACCAACUGGACAAGGCCGUGCCUCUGAAGGACUCGACGAUGAAGGGACCCGCCGUGGACACAUCGCUGCUUCCGUCCAUCAUCUCACGACACAAGAAGAAGAGCGCGCCAGGCCUCUCGGCGCCGUACCUCAAGGUGCUCAAGCAUCGACGGAAGCGAAAGUCGUCUGUGAAACCCAUCGCGAGUAGUCAGCCCUCACCCCACCCACAACCACCGUGUCAACCUAAUUUCUAACAUCGCUCCAGGAUGACAAUGCUCCUGUUCCCAUGGAGUGCUGGUACUUACGAAAGAGAACUUGUG
Aphanomyces astaci is the source of this 2740-nucleotide messenger RNA. RefSeq lists its product as hypothetical. Gene Ontology annotation, molecular function: microtubule binding; microtubule motor activity; ATP binding. The transcript has 10 exons. NCBI's taxonomy places the organism in Eukaryota, Oomycota, Saprolegniomycetes, Saprolegniales, Verrucalvaceae. The record is from RefSeq and is a predicted model, not a curated record. Gene Ontology annotation, biological process: microtubule-based movement; mitotic spindle organization. Bases 34 to 1974 code for a protein of 646 amino acids.